AGAUGGAAUAGCUUCUAAAGCUUCGUGUCUAUGCUUUUUGAUGCGUUGUAUCAAAUGCGACACGUUUGAGAUGCCAUCAAGACCCUCACUGCAUGUGGUAAUCGAGUCACCGUGACAGACGACUACAUCCAGACCGAAAGCAGACCGAGGUGAAGAGGUGAAGCGCGGCCAAGCUCGGUGAGAGCGCCCAGCUUCACGAUCUGCUGCAAGCUCUCAUCUUCGCCCCUCAUGCCCCCACACUACCCAGGAACGCCCCGCGAACUAGCCCGAUGAUGCCACUGUCUAGUGCCCAGUCCUCCGGUCUCGCCCUAGGGAUGCGAAAAAAUCUUGCAGAUGGGAUUGACUGCCGCUAGGUAUUUCAUAUAAUCUCGAUAUGGGCCCUCCACGUCUUGGAGACCGUACCUUCUGGACAACAUUUCCACUGUUCGAUCCUUCAAGUUUCGAACAAACAUAGGCACCUAGCCCCAAACGGAACAAUCGCCGGCUUCAGUCACUGUCCUUGAGAAACAGGAUAUUCAGCCAUGACGGCGUACGAUUCCUCCCGGCCCCGGUCCAUCGGGCCCGCCGCCGACGACGAUGCGGUCCGCGACAUUGAGAAGUCUGGCGCCGAGGACCACCACGACCACCACGACGACAAGGCCGCCAUUCUGGAGCCCCAGCUCAACGUGGGUGGCCAUGGCCGCACCCAGCGCCGCCUGCGCGACUACCAGGUCACCAUGAUUGGUUUCUGCAGUGGUAUCGGAACCGGUCUCUUCAUCGGAACGGGCUCGGCCUACGCCAAAGCCGGUCCGGCUGGUCUUCUGCUUGCCUACAUCAUCGUCGGUGCUGUCUUGUGGUGUGUGAUGCAGAGUAUCGGAGAGCUUGCGACCUUGAUUCCCACCGCCGGUUCAUUCCCCCACUGGGCAACCCGCUUCAUCGACCCGGCCGUCGGUUUCUCCCUUGCAAUCUCAUACGGCUACUGCUACACAAUCUCCAUCGGUGCCGAGGCUUCCGCGGCCGCAAUUCUGGUGUCGUAUUGGACAGACAUAACACCCGCCGUCGUCAUCACGAUAUCCCUCGCCCUCAUCCUCUUCUGCAACCUGCUCAGCGUGCGCUGGUACGGCGAGACCGAGGUCGUGGGCGGCUCCAUCAAGGUCCUCUGCUUCAUCGGCCUCGUCUUCACCUCCAUCAUCAUCACCGCCGGCGGAGGUCCCAACCACGAGGCCAUUGGCUUCCGGUACUGGAAUAACCCGGGUGCCUGGGUUGAUUACAACGGCAUCACUGGGUCGACUGGUCACUUCCUGGGCUUCCUCGCUGCCUUUGUGAACGCGUCCUUCUCCUUCAUUGGUGUCGAGACAGUCGUCAUCAGCGCCGCAGAAUCAAUCAACCCCCACAAAGCCAUCCCCAACGCCGCCCGCCGCGUAACAUGGCGCAUCGGCUUCUUCUACGUCCUCGGCGCCCUCCUCAUCUCCCUCAUCGUCGACCCCCGCGAAGAAGGCCUCGUCUCCGACUCAGGCAACGCAAACUCCUCCCCCUGGGUCAUCGCCAUCCGCCAGGCCGGCAUCAACAUCCUCCCCUCCAUCGUCAACGCCUGCAUCCUCGUCAGCGCCUGGAGCGCCGGCAACUCGUACUGCUGGGUCGGCUCCCGCAUGAUCGUCGCCAUGACGACGGACCGCCAGCUGCCGCAGUUCUUUGGCCGCACGACCAAGCACGGCGUCCCGUACGUUGCUGUCAUCACCGCGUGGUUGUUUGGCCCGUUGGCGUAUCUCAGUCUCGGGUCUGGCGGUGCUGCUGAUGCGUUUAACUGGUUGCUGAGUUUGAGUACCGUUGCUGGGCUGAUCGCGUGGGCGACGCUUUGCUUCUGCUACAUCCGCUUCCACAAGGCGAUGAAGGUGCAAGGUGUCAGCCGUGAUACUUUGCCCUGGAAGGCGCCCUUCCAGCCGUUCGCGGCUUGGUUUGGCUUCAUUGGAUCGACUAUUAUCGUCUUCGUCGCUGGCUUCUCCGUCUUCCUUGCCGGUAACUGGUCGACCUCGGACUUUAUCUCAUCGUAUAUCGGCAUCCCAAUCUUCAUCGUGCCCAUCAUCGUCUGGAAGAUUGUUCAUAAGACCAAGUUCGUCCGCGCUCACGAGAUCGAUCUCUGGUCUGGCCGUCUUCACGAGUCAGAGUGGGCCCCCGAGAAGGCCAAGCCGACGACAUUUAGCGGGAAGGUCAAGGACUGGUUCUCAUGAUCGACACA
Messenger RNA from Colletotrichum scovillei, 2215 nucleotides. Its product is annotated as amino acid permease. Lineage: Eukaryota; Fungi; Ascomycota; Sordariomycetes; Glomerellales; Glomerellaceae. Gene Ontology annotation, cellular component: membrane. Gene Ontology annotation, biological process: amino acid transmembrane transport. The transcript is spliced from 4 exons. Gene Ontology annotation, molecular function: amino acid transmembrane transporter activity. The coding region runs from base 522 to 2207 and encodes 561 amino acids. The record is from RefSeq and is a predicted model, not a curated record.